Messenger RNA from Phoenix dactylifera (date palm), 1088 nucleotides. RefSeq names its product protein YABBY 2-like. The record is from RefSeq and is a predicted model, not a curated record. Lineage: Eukaryota; Viridiplantae; Streptophyta; Magnoliopsida; Arecales; Arecaceae. Gene Ontology annotation, cellular component: nucleus. Gene Ontology annotation, biological process: abaxial cell fate specification; multicellular organism development; cell fate commitment.
AGGGUGAGAAGAGAAGUAGGCUCCCACUCACAUUCAUUCAACUGUACCCGUUCCAACUCUUUUCCCCACCCUCUCACAAAACCACCGCUCCCAAACUGUUGCCCUCACCCCGGUUUUUUCCCCACGCACCAUCUCUUUUGUAUCCCCUCCCACAAAACACCCGCAAACCAAAACAAAGGGAAACGAACAAAAGAAAAAGGAAAAAGAAAAAGAGGGGAAAAAGAACCUCUCGUUUCCCACUAGAUAUAAAGUCAUCAUCCUAACUCAAAUCCUCCUACUGCUUCCUCUUCUUAUUCCUUGGCACAUGUAGAAGGAUCCCUCUUUGGCUCCGGAGAUCGGAAAAUGUCAGCACAAAUGAUCACGCCCGAGCACGUUUGCUACGUCCACUGCACCUUCUGCAAUACCAUCCUUGCGAUGUGCGGAAGUGGGUCCGUAGUCUUGUCGUUUUCAUCUCUCUUUCUUCAGGUUAGUGUCCCAGGCAAUAAUUUGCUCAACACUGUGACUGUCAGAUGUGGGCAUUGCACUAAUCUGCUGUCUGUGAACAUGGGUGGUUUGCUUGAAACAGCUCCUAUUCAAGAUCUUCAGGUUGUGGGAUCUCAAGAUUAUCGUAAGGAGCGUGGAUCAUCUUCUAAAUGCAACAAGACUUCUGUAAUGUGCUCAAUGCAGAAUGAUCAACAGCAAACGCUACCAAUGCGUCCCCCAGAGAAGAGACAGCGAGUUCCUUCUGCGUACAACAGGUUUAUCAGAGAGGAGAUACAAAGAAUAAAGACCAACAAUCCAGAUAUUAGCCAUAGGGAAGCUUUUAGCACUGCAGCAAAGAAUUGGGCACAUUUUCCUCACAUCCAUUUUGGGCUGAAUAUGGAUGGUAGUAAGCAAGUAAAGUUUGAUGAAGCUAUUGCUGGACCGGGGGGGCAAAAAGCUCAGGGUUUCCAAUGAGAAGAUUACUUUGUGAGUAGGUGCUGCUAUAUUUAUUUUUUGAAACUUGUAUUCCAGAAGUCAAAGUAUGAGGUCCUAACAUUCAGAUCACCAUAUAUGUUUAUGUCCUUUACAUUAGAUUUUAUUUGUGGAUAAAGGCUGAUAUUUAAGCA